Nomascus leucogenys (northern white-cheeked gibbon) is the source of this 2275-nucleotide messenger RNA. RefSeq names its product Jupiter microtubule associated homolog 1 (gene JPT1). The coding region runs from base 1091 to 1417 and encodes 108 amino acids. The record is from RefSeq and is a predicted model, not a curated record. Gene Ontology annotation, cellular component: nucleus. NCBI's taxonomy places the organism in Eukaryota, Metazoa, Chordata, Mammalia, Primates, Hylobatidae. The transcript has 5 exons.
UGCGCUGUGCUCGCGCCGGGCCAGGUGGCAGGGUUCUGCCGUCGUCGCCGCCUUUGUGCCGCCUGGCGAGCCCUGCGCGCCGGCCCCACCCGGGUCCCUGCUGCUCUCCAUUCAUUCCUUCCACGGAGUCAGGGGCUGAGGAGGCCGGGGCUGGUCGCCCCUCGGAGCACGGCCGGUUUUCGUUAAUUGGAACCUUCGGGGAGGGCUUCGCUUUCUCCUGUGUGCAUCCGGGCUGGUCCAUCCCCAGGGUGGUGGGCUUGGCCCCCCAGGUGCCCGGGGAGCCUUUAGGGCCCCAUGCAUGGUCAGGUCCUAUUGUCCCAUUGCUGGGCCACGCGCUCCUGCCUCUGGCCCGUGGCAUGCGGUUGGUCUCGCUCUCGCGCGCAGCCAUUGGAUCCGGAGACCGGAUCGAUCAGGUCCGGCGGGCUCCUUACCCUCGCCGUGCCCCCACUCCUUAUUCGGACCUACCUGGCAGGUGCAUUUGUGGUCGGGCGGGGCUGGUCAUCGGCGACCCUUCACCUCCCGUUCAGGACCCAACCGUUCUUCCCCUCUUCGAAGUGCCUCCCCUCUUCCAAGUGUCUCCCCUUCCUAACAAAGGAAAGACCCCUUCUCCCCAUCCCUGCGCUCAUUUCUAAGGUGGGGGGCGGGGAACGAGCGAACCCGAGUGGGUUUUCAGCGCUUAAACCUUCGGACCAUGGCCUUUGCAUCCUACCUUCGCUUCCUUCUUUGACGUUCGCCGAGUGAGUUCAUCCCUGGCCCUGGUUCCCUUGCAGGAGGAGGUUUCUUGUUCUUGGGCGGGGCCGGAGACAUCCAUUGUCUCUAACAUGGUAGCUCUACCUGGGAAGCGGGGGAUUUUUCUUGCCCUUCUUCCCACUGCUUUUUGGGCUUGGGGCACUGGGUACAGUGUUUGGACAGGAACCCUUUUCCAAGUCCUUGCUUAACUUGGUGGAAGGGUUUGAUUCUGUGGAAGGUGUCCACAUUGUCUCAGCUAAUUGCACACUGUUCUUUAAGGGUUUUGCGGCCUCCAGGUGGUGGAUCCAAUUUUUCAUUAGGUUUUGAUGAACCAACAGAACAACCUGUGAGGAAGAACAAAAUGGCCUCUAAUAUCUUUGGGACACCUGAAGAAAAUCAAGCUUCUUGGGCCAAGUCGGCAGGUGCCAAGUCUAGUGGUGGCAGGGAAGACUUGGAGUCAUCUGGACUGCAGAGAAGGAACUCCUCUGAAGCAAGCUCCGGAGACUUCUUAGAUCUGAAGGGAGAAGGUGAUAUUCAUGAAAAUGUGGACAUAGACGUGCCAGGCAGCCUGAGGCAGAGUGAAGAGAAGCCCGUGCCUGCCGCACCUGUGCCCAGCCCGGUGGCGCCGGCCCCAGUGCCAUCCAGAAGAAAUCCCCCUGGCGGCAAGUCCAGCCUCGUCUUGGGUUAGCUCUGACUAUCCUGAACACUGUCGUUUUGUCUGUUUCCUCCAUGCUUGUGAACUGCACAACUUGAGCCUGACUGUACAUCUCUUGGAUUUGUUUCAUUAAAAAGAAGCACUUUAUGUACUGCUGUCUUUUUUUUUUUUUUUUUUUCUUCUGAACAGGUUUCUCUCUGUCCUUGACUCUUGGGUCUGUGGGCUGUGGCAUGAGUGUUUUCUAGUAGUAGAUUGGAGGGAAAGCUUUGUGACACUUAGUACUGUGUUUUUAAGAAGAAAUAAUUUGGUUCCAGAUGUGUUAGAGGAUCUUUUGUACUGAGGUUUUUAACACUUUACUUGGGUUUACCAAGCCUCAACUGGACAGACCAUAAACAGUCCACAGGCAGCGUUCCUGCCAGGCCCCAACCCACAGGGAGUCUCUCCGCAGAGCCUUCUUGGUGUUGCCCUAACUUGCCAGUGGCCUUUGCUCAGAGCCUCCUCCUUUGCCAUGUGAACAAUGAAGAGGCCUGCGCCUCAUGCCUUGCCGCCUGCAAAGCAAAGAAACUGCCUUUUAUUUUUUAACCUUAAAAAGUAGCCAGAUAGUAACAAGACCGGCUGGCUGAUGAGCAAAGCCUCUGCUCUCAGGCAGAGGAAGGCUUGGAUGUACAAUGAAACUGACUGGAACUAAAAGCAGUAAAGCAAGGGAGGCAAUCACACCGAAGUGGGUCUUCCUCCAGGAACGGGGUCCCACAGGGGUGUUGUUUUAAAUAACUUAAUGCUGUGUGCAUGAUGCUGGUGCUUGACCAUGAAAGGAAAGUCUCAUCCUUAAAAUGUGUUGUACUUCACAAUCCUGGACUGUUGCUUCAAGUAAACAAUAUCCACAUUUUGAAA